This is a messenger RNA of Ostreococcus tauri, 1875 nucleotides long. Its product is annotated as WD40 repeat. The coding region runs from base 1 to 1875 and encodes 624 amino acids. NCBI's taxonomy places the organism in Eukaryota, Viridiplantae, Chlorophyta, Mamiellophyceae, Mamiellales, Bathycoccaceae. Gene Ontology annotation, molecular function: protein binding. Gene Ontology annotation, cellular component: site of double-strand break; nucleus. Gene Ontology annotation, biological process: regulation of DNA double-strand break processing. The record is from RefSeq and is a predicted model, not a curated record. The transcript has a single exon.
AUGGCGCUCGCGCGAGAGCGCGCGAUGCGUAAGGCGGCGGGAGGGGACGCGCGAAUGUUGGAUUUGUUGAAAAAGCGUGAACGACUGGAACGCGCGAGCGCUACGAUGGCGGUGGCGGACGAGGAGAGCGACGCGCGAAGGGCGUUUCCGAUGGAGUUUGGCAAGGGCGGUGGGGUGAGCGCGUGGACGACGAGCGAGGGUGGUGAAGAAUGGGAACGCGAGGCGGCGGCGCGAGGCGACCGCGCGACGCCGACGACGACCGCGCGGGAGAGCGAAAAGGCGGCUUCGAGCGAGGAAGAAGAGAGCGAGGAUGAGUACGAUGAAGAAGACGCGAUCCCGGAUACGAGUGAGGCGGUGAUGGGUGGGUAUAACAAACCGGCGACGUGCGUAGGGAUCGACCGCUCGGGAACGCGAAUGGCGUGCGGUUCUUCGGACGGUGUCGUGCGCCUGUACGACUUCGCGGGGAUGAAGAAUGAUUUUCAACCGUUUAGAACGAUCACUGUGCGUGAGGGGUACCCGAUGCACGCCAUCGAUUGGUCACCAACGGGAGACAUGUUCGUCGCGGCGAGCGGGAACUGGCAACCGACGGUGCACAGCCACGACGGUACCGAGCUCGGCGAGUUCGACAAGGGCGACAUGUACAUCAGAGAUUUGCGCAACACCAAGGGACACUGCGCGGCGGCGACGGACGCGAAGUGGAAUCCGAUCGAUAAAUCUACCGUGUGCACCGCCGGCGAGGAUGGGAGCAUGCGACUGUGGGACAUCAACUAUCUCGGCGAUCCCAGGGGCUCACAAAAAGCGGUGCUCAAACCACAGCAGAUCAAGCCCGGUCGCGUGCAUGUGACGUCUUGCGCGUACUCUCACGACGGUGACCUUAUCGCGGGUGGGAUCAACGACGGGAGCAUUCAAAUUUUCUCGUCAAAGGGAACUCAAUACAAGUCCGCCUCGAUUGGUUUGGUUCUACCACCGUCGCAGCAGUGUAAGCUGGACAACCACUGGUCGUUCAACGCGCGACCGAGUCAUCUGUUCAGGAAAGCGCACCCGGUAGAUGAGGAGGUGACGUCGAUGUCGUUUUCCCGAGAUGGGCGAACGCUCGUGUCCAGGUGCGGUGACGGGACGCUUAACGUGUGGGACAUGCGCAACCUGAACCAGCCGCUGAAGCGCUUCGGAAACUUGCCCACAAAUCACAGCGAGACGAACGUCGCUUGGUCGCCGAACGACGUGUACUUUUUCACCGGCGUGGAUGCGGAGCGAGAUGGUGAGUCCGCCGGCCUGUGCUUCUUCUCGCGAGAGAAGUUGGAAAUGGUUCGACGCGUGUCGACGCCAAGAAACUGCAUCGCCGCGACGUGGCAUCCCAGACUCAAUCAAGUGUUCAUCGGAUGCGGUGACGCCAAGGGUGGAGAAGUGCGCGUGCUAUACGAUGCGAAGAAGUCCAUGGAGGGCGUCGUCAAAGCGGUCGGUAAGGUAGCUAAAAAGAAGGUUUCUGACUUCGCGCGCAUCGAUGUGCAAGAGAUCUCGUACACUCCCAACGCGCUUCCGGCGUUUCAAGAACCGAUGCCCGGAAAGCGCAAGCUCGACGCCACGGACAUCGCUCGCAAGGCUCUUCGUAAGAAUCCUGGUAAGGCUGCGGUGAGUAUGGAUAAGAGCGGCAUCCUCAGCGGUGGCACUGGGAGCUCGCUUCUCACGCAGCAUCUGAUGAAGAACAACGAGGAGUUGGGCGAGAAGAACUGGAUGACGAUGGACGCGCGCGAAGCCAUCCUUCGCCACGCCGAAGAGGCGGCGAAGAACCCUAAGUAUACGAAGCAAGCGUACGAGAAGACGCAGCCGAAGCCGAUGUUCCGAGAGGAGGAGGACGAGAAGCGCGAUUCAGACUAG